AUGAAAACGAUUACAGAAAAUGCAAUUCUUACCGAAACAAUAUGCCCCAGUAAAAAUGUCCUCAAGUACGAGGAAAAAGUUUACGUGAAUCGAGGGGAAUCGCUAAUUAAGGUAGACCCGUCUUACUAUAUCAAGCAAAAAGUUCUGAAUAUACAAAAUCUCAACUACCUCCUAAGUAGCUACUCAGAAUUUUUUGAAAAUUACAGAAUCCUAUGUAUCCUAUCAGCAUUAAACAUUUUUAUAAUUCUUUUUCUUCUCCUCCUGUACUUGUUAUUUUCACUUAUAAUAUUUCUCCCGGCAUUUUUUUUACUCUGCUCCAUAUUCUGUUCUGCAUUCCCCCUACUCUACCCCUUAAUUAAAGACAAAACGCAAAUAAUACUGAAGGAGGAAAUAAUUUUCUGUACAUGCAUAACAAUUGGAUCUACACUUUUUUUUAUAUCAAUUCUUUUUAUAUACCUGACACCAUUCGUUUCUGUUUUCUUAUACCCUUUCAAUGCUAUCUUUAUGCCUCUCAUUUCGACCCUCAUUUUGCCAAUGAUCAUGCUCAUCAAUUCAAGUGUAUGUGCCAUUUAUGUCAUUUUUUAUACGGAGGCCGUCUCAAGUGUUAAAAACCUAGCACAAAAUACAUCAAGAUAUAUUUUUUUCAAGAUUCCCCUAUUUUACCUUUAA
Molecule: messenger RNA, 669 nt
Organism: Plasmodium gonderi
Lineage: Eukaryota; Apicomplexa; Aconoidasida; Haemosporida; Plasmodiidae
Product: conserved Plasmodium membrane protein, unknown function
Exons: 6
Coding region: 1-669 (222 amino acids)
Source: RefSeq, a predicted model, not a curated record